AAUCGAUACUUUGGUAAGGAUUUUUCACAGGUUAAAGUUUGUCAAACAUAAUAUAAAAGUCAUAUUACAAAAUUACUGAGCUUAAAAGUAUAAUCCCUAACUAUGAGCAAACUCGACGACCUGCUGUCCAAAAAGAAGACGGUUGUUCCCGUUUUGGACCUCAGUCGCAGCAAUAUCCAGACUGUGGAGGAGUUCAAGCGACUUUUAGAAAAGGUGCCCGACUACAAGAUGCGACCGGUAAAGGUGCGCGCCGAGGAAAUAAAGAUCCGGGAGAAGGACUAUGCCUUCAAGAUGCCCAAAAAGGAGAUGCGAAAGUUGCUAAGGGCCAAUGGAGAACGAGAGGCGAUGUACACCUACGCAGACCCUGUGCCCAGUGAAAUGAAGGAUGUGGUACUGAUGGAACUCUGUGCAGUGCCCAUCGAUUGGAAGAUGUUGACUACUCUAAGGCCUAAAAACAAGCAGGAGGAGGAGUACUUCAGCCGCAUGGUUGAGAUGGGAAAGUUGGAACUGAAGACAGAGGCCCGAGAUCGCCGAGAGUUUGCACUUAAUAAUUGUGUCAAGAAAAUCAAGAAUAAAUCUGGAAUUGUGGAGUCUCGACUUAUGACCUGCGAGUCUUGCGGCGAGGAAAUGUGUUGUGGCAAGACUUGCGGCGACUUUAACUACGAUCUUUAUAUUCGUGUCGAGGCCAGAGUGGUUAAGCCCAAGCCGGCUGCAUUGUCCUCCAACAAGGCCAAAUUGAAUGGCCGCAAAAAGUCAACUGUGGCCGGAACUAAGAUCAAGGUCAAAAAGUCCUCCAACAAAACCAGUUAGAAAAGCUUUAGGGAAAAUAUUUACCUAUAUUUAUCUAGACUUAUUUGCUAUUAGAUUUUUCAUAUAUUUAACAGGUUUUAUAAAAUUUAUUCGAUCAAAAAGCUACUGGAAUUUACUUUUAUAAACAUUUCAUGCCAUGUGUAACAUUUGAUAAAGUUGCUAAUUUGUUAAUAAUGUUCAUGCCUUUAUUAUCCCAAGGUGUUAAAUAAUGAGGAACCUAAACUUAAUUAAAGGCAAAGACUAAAUAAAACACUAAAAAUGUUGGGCAUUUCCUCUUAGCUUUUAUUUACAACUUA
Drosophila eugracilis is the source of this 1106-nucleotide messenger RNA. RefSeq lists its product as uncharacterized. The record is from RefSeq and is a predicted model, not a curated record. Lineage: Eukaryota; Metazoa; Arthropoda; Insecta; Diptera; Drosophilidae. The transcript is spliced from 2 exons. The coding region runs from base 103 to 810 and encodes 235 amino acids.